Salvia splendens (bonfire salvia) is the source of this 2173-nucleotide messenger RNA. Its product is annotated as peptidyl-prolyl cis-trans isomerase PASTICCINO1. Lineage: Eukaryota; Viridiplantae; Streptophyta; Magnoliopsida; Lamiales; Lamiaceae. The transcript has 20 exons. Bases 239 to 2092 code for a protein of 617 amino acids. The record is from RefSeq and is a predicted model, not a curated record. Gene Ontology annotation, molecular function: protein binding; peptidyl-prolyl cis-trans isomerase activity.
UAACACUUGAUCAAUAGAGUAAAAAAUGAAAUAAUACAAUCAAUGGCAAAAAUAAAUUAAUGCGAAAUGCUGAAAGCAGUCAGAUGCAAUAAUUUUCAACUACUUCAACCUAAUUUAUUUUCCCGUGUCGCCUAGGGUUCAUCGCUGUUUCAAUUAUUUUCUGUAAUCAGAAAUUGAGCUCCAAUAGUCCAUAUACGCGAGUUCAUCUGAAUUAUCCUGCUAUUGCUGAAUUGAUACCAUGGCCGUGGUUGAGGAAUCGGAGCAACAACUCAAACAGCAAAAGAAAAAACCAGUUUCUGAAGACGACAAAAGGAGAAAGAAAAUGCCUCCUGGUAGCUUGAUGAAGGCUUUGAUAAGGCCUGGAGCUGGUGAAAAGACACCAAUAGAGGGUGAUCAGAUUAUAUAUCACUGUACAAUACGGACAUUAGAUGGCGUUGUUGUUGAGUCGACUCGAUCAGAAUAUGGAGGCAACGGUAUUCCAAAACGACAGGUAUUGGGAAAAAGCAAGAUCAUAUUGGGAUUGCUAGAAGGAUUUCCUACAAUGUUGAAAGGUGAAGUUGCAAUGUUCAAGGUAAAACCUGAGCUGCAUUAUGGUGAGGAGGAUUGCCCUGUUUCUGUUCCCGAUGGCUUUCCCAAGGAUGAUGAACUUCAUUUUGAGAUAGAGUUGAUUGAAUUCUCGAAAGUCAAGGUCAUUACUGAAGAUUUAGGUGUCUUAAAGAAGGUCGAGGAAGAUGGACAAGGUUGGGAACAACCUAGAGAACCGUAUGAAGUUAAAGCUUGGAUAUCAGGGAAGUCUGGAGAUGGAAAGGUGAUAUAUUCUCAUACACAUGGGGAACCGUUUCUGUUCACCUAUGGUAAAUCUGAAAUACCAAAAGGUCUUGAGUUGGGAAUUGGAACAAUGACACGAGGAGAAAAAGCAGUUAUUUAUGUCACUAAGGAAUACUUAACUCAAUGCCCUCUGAUGCCCUCCAUUGAAGGUGUUUCUGAAGUCAACUUCGAAGUAGAGUUGCUGCAUUUUGUUCAGGUCCGUGAUGUCCUUGGGGAUGGGCGCUUGAUAAAACGCCGUUUGCGAGAUGGAAGAGGUGAAUUUCCUAUGGAUUGCCCUCUUCAUGAUAGCCUGUUACGUGUCCACUACAAGGGGAUGCUUCUCGAUGAGGAAAACACUGUUUUCUAUGAUACAAGAGUUAAUAACACUGAUCAUCAGCCUUUUGAGUUCAGAUCAGGGGAAGGCCUUGUGCCAGAAGGGUUUGAAAUGUGCACAAGAUUGAUGUUACCUGGAGAGAUAGCUUCGGUCACAUGCCCCCCAGACUAUGCUUACGAUAAGUUUCCAAGGCCAGCCAACGUUCCUCAAGGUGCUUAUGUAAAAUGGGAGAUUGAGCUUCUUGAUUACGAGAAGCAAAAGGACUGGACAGGUUUCAACUUUAGAGAAAUAAUGGAUGCUGUUGAGAAGAUCAAAGGCACGGGUAACAGGCUAUUCAAAGAAGGCAAAUAUGAACUUGCCAAAGCAAAAUAUGAACAUUUGCUUCGGGAAUUUAAUCACGUUAAUCCUCAAGAUGAUGAGGGCAAAGAAUUUUCAAACACAAGAGAUUUGCUGCACCUGAACAUGGCUGCCUGCUUGCUGAAAAUUGGCGAAUAUAGGAAAUCAGUUGAAAGUUGCAACAAGGUAUUGGAUGCCAACCCAGCUCAUGUCAAAGCUCUGUACCGCCGUGGAAUGGCAUACAUGGCUGUUGGUAACUUCGAAGAAGCUAGGGCAGAUUUCAAUAAGAUGAUGAGCGUUGACAAAUCAUCAGAAGCAACCGCAAAUGCAGCUCUUCUCAAACUGAAAAAGGAGGAGCAGGAAAUUCACGAACGAGCUCGUCAACAGUUUAAGGGAUUGUUUGACAAGAAACCAGGGGAGAUUUCUGAGGCUGGUGGCAAGGAUCUGCAAGAAGAGGCUCCCCUCGAUGCGGAUGACCGCGAUGCUAUAAAUGACGAUAAAGAGCAUCUUCUCGAGGCCACCGCUCCUCCACCUACAAGCAUAUGGUCCAGAUUAUGGCCUAAUACCAGGAACCUUUUUACAACUCUUGGAUUAGAUAGAUGUACCAUUUUGUGAUAUUUUAUCUCACUUGGAAUAAAUUGAUGUCACGUUAUCUAUCUAAUAUGAAAAGAGAGGACCAUACAUUUUUGGUGAUAA